AUCCUGCUUUCGCUGCCGGUGGCUUCAGUUUUUGACGUUACGAGUCACGGACGCUAAGAGCAGAAUGGAUCUGAAGGAUUCCCUGGUAAAUGGAGGCGUGCUGAUUGUGCACCAGACCAAUGACGGGAAGCAUCAUUAUGAAGUGGAAAAUGUGGUGAAGUACAAAAAAGACAAUGGGAAAAAAAUGUUUGUGAGGAGAGGGGACAAGAUAAUGGAGAUAAACGGCAUCAAUGUGCAGGUACUCACACCUGACGAACUGGCCCAAAAGCUAUCAGAAGGGAGUCCCGUACUGACAGUGUACAAUGCUUGCAGAAAACCCAAAGAUGUUGAGAAGUUGGACCCGCAAGAGGACACCUUGCGUCCCGUCUCCAAGGAGUUAACAACGAUGAGUUUUUCCUGGGAGAUGACGAGGGAGGAGGAGGACAAUGAAGUACCACAGGAGCUGGAGGAAGGGGAGAAAAAUGGUGAUGAGGAUGAUGUCUGCCAAGACACCGUGGAUAGUGGGGAGGGGAAAGAGUUGCUUGUCAUUGAGAUGACCAAAACCAGCAUCUCUUUGUUGAGGGGCAGGGGCUGCGAUACUCAGAACCCCUGUGAGGCAUGUCACGGGGCAGGAUGUGCCAUUAAUGAAAUUGUGGUGGUUACGGAGUCCAGCACGGUGACACUUGUUCCUAGAGGAAGUGGAAGUAUUAGUUUCACACAGCUAAAGCUGUCUGAAGCUUUAAUCAGAAAUGAGCUCACGCACCGCUACCUCAGAGGUAUCUCAGAGAAGGAGCUCUGUUCUUCUCCAAAUCCAGAAAAAAUCACCAUCUACUACUACAAGUCAAAUAGUUUGCAGAGGCCUUAUAGAGGAAUGCCAGUGGUCCUCAACUUUACCGAAUCCAACUGCUUUAUCAGAUGCUGCAAGAACGGAGACAAGGUGCUCCUACAAUUGGAGGCAUGUGAGAAGCAGAAGCUGAGGCAGAUUUCCCAGAGCGACAAGAAUGCCCUCGCCUUUGUCUUCUAUAUGAAGUCCGACCAGACGAACCAGCGAAAGUUUGAGUCAGCGCUUCAUCAAGGCUGGUUCAUGCGUAUAAUCCACACAGACUUGGUGGAAAUGGAAACGUUGGAUGGAGGGAGAGAAGACCCAUCAUUCCUCUUCGUCAUUCAGAAGUGAAGAGAAAAGUUUAUUUCUUGCUUAUUCAACAAAAAAAAAUCUCCUAAGGAUCUUAUCUGUGACUAAUAUUAAAUGGUAAGGUUUAUAAACGUCUUUUAGGGACCAAAGUGACAUCAUUCAAAGCAGUUUUUAGUGAGAAUGGAAUAUAUGUUUGCAGCUCAGAACAAGUCGAUUAACAAAUGUCACACAAACUACUUUCAAUUGAUGCAAAAGUAGAACUGAUAGACUCCACUUCUAGCAAUUGGCUAUUUUGUUAUAAAUAUGUAAGUAUUGAUCCAGUCCUAUGCGAGGAGAGGCAUAAAAACUCUCUUUCUUAUGCAUCUGUAAAAAGUGCUUUCCACAUCAUUAGUUUGCUUAUGGAGACUUAACAACAAUAACAAGCUGAUGGCAACUGGAAGAAGUUGCCUGUACAAACACUCUUUUUUAUGUGCUUUCUGUACACUUAAAGUUGAAAUGACCUCUCUGUCUCUGUAGGGACAUCACUUUCAUAACUUUUAUGGACAGAAUUUCUAGGGGCAGACAAGGGGUGGAGAGUGUCUGAUUCAGUAGUAUCAGGUUUCAUCUCUGCUUUUUGCAGAUGACAUGCUUCUUUUGGCGUCAUCAGGUUGGCACCUGCAGCUCUCACUGGAGCAUUUAGCAGCCAUAUGUGAAGAGGUGAGGAUGAGAAUCCGCACCCCUAAACCUGACACCAUGGUCAGGAAAGGGUGGAAUGCCCUUUCUGGGUAAGGGAUGAAUUAAUGCCUGGAGUGGAGAAAUUGAAAUAUCAUGGGGUCUUGUUUUCUCAAUUACAAGCAGAAUGCAACAGGAGAUAGACAUAUGGGUCAGUGUUGUAUCUGCAGAGGUGUGGACUCUGCACGGGUCUGUUGUGGUGAAGAGAGGGUUGAGCCAAAAGGCAAGGCUAUGCUUACUGGCUGACCUAUGCACUGACCGCACCACAUUGUUAAUUGACUUGUACAGACUUAUAACAAAGUGGUGGCAACCGGAUGGACAUGCAAAAACAGUCCUUUUUAUGCACUUCCACUUAGGCUGCGUCCGAAAUUGCAUACUUCCACCCUAAUGAGUAUGCAAAAUGAGUAUGUGAGAUUUUUUAGUGCAUCCGAAACAUUAGAACGUACUCAAUAGUAUGCUCUAUCCAUACUCAUUCCGGAGAAAUGUAUUAGUGUGGAUUGAUGGACACUAGCUGAGCAGAAACUUCCCACAAUGCAAUGCAGCGGUGUUUGGUUGCUAAGUGAUACGUAUAUGUCAAAAGUAUAAUAUUAAGUAUAAUAAUAUUAUUAUAUAAUAUUAAUAUUAUAAUAUUCGUAUAUAAUGAUAUUAUAUAAUGUCAUCUUGUUUCGGCCAGAAUAAACGGGA
Cololabis saira (Pacific saury) is the source of this 2506-nucleotide messenger RNA. RefSeq lists its product as uncharacterized. Gene Ontology annotation, molecular function: cytokine activity. NCBI's taxonomy places the organism in Eukaryota, Metazoa, Chordata, Actinopteri, Beloniformes, Belonidae. The coding region runs from base 65 to 1153 and encodes 362 amino acids. The transcript has 7 exons. The record is from RefSeq and is a predicted model, not a curated record. Gene Ontology annotation, biological process: cytokine-mediated signaling pathway; positive regulation of gene expression; immune response.